AUAUUUGUCUUCAACUUAGCGCCGCCUGAAGGGCUCAAAGAAGAGAUGGAAGAACAGAAAGUCUUACUACUCAAAGGUAUGUGUUUUCUUUCUUGUCACACAUGGAACAUUUAAAGCAACAGUUCAGAGUCUGGCCAGAAUUCAAACCAACAUGGAUAACCGACACCGCUCAGCAACUGCCCUUUAGAAUGUUUGCUCCAGCCUGCCUUGUUUCAUGGGGCUGGACACCCAAUGACAAACAAUACCUUGAUUCUAUCAAUGUUAUGGAAAAGUACACAUGAUUUUAUGAUGCAUGCAGACCCAUCAGGCUAAUGGCAUUCACCUGGAUGCUGUACUCCGUCCAAGAGAUACACUGAGUGUACGAAACAUUAGGAACACCUUCCUAAUAUUGAGUUGCACCCUCUUUUGCCCUCAGAACAGCUUUAAUUCAUCGGGUCCUGGGCUCUACAAGGUGUCGAAAGUGUUCCACAGGGAUGCUGGCCCAUGUUGACUCCAAUGCUUCCCACAUUUGUCAAGUUGGCUGGAUGUCCUUUGGGUGGUGGACCAUUCUUGAUACACGCGGAAAACUGUUGAGUGUGAAGGGUACAGCAGAAAAACACAAAUAGUUGUGUAAUAGCCUACAACCUUAUGUUGUGUUAUGUAGGUCCAUGAUAGAGGUGGACAAUUUUGCUAAACUCGUAAUGCAUUUGUUAUAUUCCUCAAGAAUCAAUGGAACCUUUUGGAUGAGAGCUGGACAUAAGUCUCUAGUGAAAGGUUGUCUGAAAUGUAUAGGACAACUAAUUCUGAAACAGAACCAACCCCUCAAAGGACCAACAAGUUGAAAUGUCAAUUCAAACAUGUUACUGUGAAAGAUCCAGACUAAAUAGAAGCUAGGCUAUCAUUCUGGAGAGGGUUUACUGGCUAAUUUUGCUGUAGACUUUCAUAGCAAGAUAUGCCAGUUAUGACUGAGUAGUAUUGUAAAUCCUACUCUGCAAUAGAUUAGGUGCAUUAACUUGAUUUAGCAUUCAGGACCCAAAGUAGCGGUUUAUAACGGCUAAUAUACCACGCCCCGUUGAGCCUUAUGGCUGAAAUAGAACAGUUGCAAGUGUGUUUCUCAAUGUCACCAGUAAUGAGUAAGUAACUGGUAAGGUAAUAAAAAGUUUAGCCUAUUUCCUAUGAAUUAAUCACAUGCAUUAACUACAACCUGAUGCUGUUUUAUAUCCAUUUCACAUGUUGAUAAAGGAAAAAGAAAACAGAAAGGAAUGGAGGAAACUGAAAAAAAGAGGCACAGAUUCACCCCUGGAGAUGAGGAUCGUAUUAUUUCGGGGGUUCUUGGGCACUGGGAGGACCUCUUCGGCGCCCAGGCCCACAUUCGCCCCCGGGGGUCAAAGACUGCAACCUGGAACAGCAUCGCGGGUACCUUGACCUCGGCUGUGGCGAGAUGUGGCGACGAUGUCCGGAAGAAGUACAAUCUCAUCAGGAACCAAAUCAAGCAAAAGGUUUCAUCUCUCCGGGCAUUGUCCAGCCAGACUGGUGGGGGGCCCAACACAGUGCUGGAGCUGACCCACCUGGAGCAGCAACUGCUCUCCCGAAUGGCAGAGACCGUAACAGGUGUAGGGCCUGCUGAUCUGGGAAUUGGUGAGUGCUAAUGUUGUAAUUAUAUCUUAAUGUUAUAUUAAAUUAUAAUUACAUCAUAGUAAUAAUAUAUUAUAUAUUAGGCCUAUAUACGGUAUAUACGGAAUUCCCUGAUCGGUUUCCUUCCUCUCUGGCAACUGAUUUAGGAAGGACUUUAUCCUGUGGUUGAAUCUGUGUUUGAAAUGCAAUGCUUGACUGUUGGACCUUUUGAGAUAUUUGUAUGUGUGGGGUACAGAAAUGAGGUAGUCAUAAAAAAAAAAAUGUUAAACACCAUUAUUACACACAGUGAGUCCAUGUGACUUGUUAAGCAUAUUUUUACUCCUGAACUUAUUUAGGCUUGCCAUAACAAGGGGGUUGAAUACUUAUUGACUCAAGACAUUUCAACUUUUCAUUUUUAAUUAAUUUGUAAACAUUUUGAAAAAACAUUUUUCCACUUUGAUAUUAUGGGGUAUUGUGUGUAGGCCAGUGACCAAAAAAAGCACAAUUGAAUCCGUUUUAAGUUCAGGGGGUGUGUAUGCUUUCUGAAGGCACUGUAUAUACAGUGGGGAAAAAAAGUAUUUAGUCAGCCACCAAUUGUGCAAGUUCUCCCACUUAAAAAGAUGAGAGAGGCCUGUAAUUUUCAUCAUAGGUACACGUCAACUAUGACAGACAAAAUGAGGAAAAAAAAUCCAGAAAAUCACAUUGUAGGAUUUUUUAUGAAUUUAUUGGCAUAUGAUGGUGGAAAAUAAGUAUUUGGCCAAUAACAAAAGUUUCUCAAUACUUUGUUAUAUACCCUUUGUUGGCAAUGACACAGGUCAAACGUUUUCUGUAAGUCUUCACAAGGUUUUCACACACUGUUGCUGGUAUUUUGGCCCAUUCCUCCAUGCAAAUCUCCUCUAGAGCAGUGAUGUUUUGGGGCUGUCGCUGGGCAACACAGACUUUCAACUCCCUCCAAAGAUUUUCUAUGGGGUUGAGAUCUGGAGACUGGCUAGGCCACUCCAGGACCUUAAAAUGCUUCUUACGAAGCCACUCCUUCGUUGCCCGGGCGGUGUGUUUGGGAUCAUUGUCAUGCUGAAAGACCCAGCCACGUUUCAUCUUCAAUGCCCUUGCUGAUGGAAGGAGGGUUUCACUCAAAAUCUCACGAUACAUGGCCCCAUUCAUUCUUUCCUUUACACGGAUCAGUCGUCCUGGUCCCUUUGCAGAAAAACAGCCCCAAAGCAUGAUGUUUCCAACCCCAUGCUUCACAGUAGGUAUGGUGUUCUUUGGAUGCAACUCAGCAUUCUUUGUCCUCCAAACAUGACGAGUUGAGUUUUUACCAAAAAGUUAUAUUUUGGUUUCAUCUGACCAUAUGACAUUCUCCCAAUCCUCUUCUGGAUCAUCCAAAUGCACUUCAGACGGGCCUGGACAUGUACUGGCUUAAGCAGGGGGACACGUCUCGCACUGCAGGAUUUGAGUCCCUGGCGGCGUAGUGUGUUACUGAUGGUUGGCUUUGUUACUUUGGUCCCAGCUCUCUGCAGGUCAUUCACUAGGUCCCCCCGUGUGGUUCUGGGAUUUUUGCUCACCGUUCUUGUGAUCAUUUUGACCCCACGGGGUGAGAUCUUGCGUGGAGCCCCAGAUCGAGGGAGCUUAUCAGUGGUCUUGUAUGUCUUCCAUUUCCUAAUAAUUGCUCCCACAGUUGAUUUCUUCAAACCAAGCUGCUUACCUAUUGCAGAUUCAGUCUUCCCAGCCUGGUGCAGGUCUACAAUUUUGUUUUUGGUGUCCUUUGACAGCUCUUUGUUCUUGGCCAUUGUGAAGUUUGGAGUGUGACUGUUUGAGGUUGUGGACAGGUGUCUUUUAUACUGAUAACAAGUUCAAACAGGUGCCAUUAAUACAGGUAACGAGUGGAGGACAGAGGAGCCUCUUAAAGAGGAAGUUACAGGUCUGUGAGAGCCAGAAAUCUUGCUUGUUUGUAGGUGACCAAAUACUUAUUUUCCACCAUAAUUUGCAAAUAAAUUCAUUAAAAAUCCUACAAUUGGAUUUUCUGGAUUUUUUUUUCUCAAUUUGUCUGUCAUAGUUGACGUGUACCUAUGAUGAAAAUUACAGGCCUCUCUCAUCUUUUUAAGUGGGAGAACUUGCACAAUUGGUGGCUGACUAAAUACUUUUUUUCCCCACUGUACAAAUGUGCCAAAUCUGAGGGUUUUUGAAUUGAUCAUGUUUACAAUGUUCAAUAUUCAUCAAACAAUUGUUAUUGAAAUCUAAACACUGCUCAUUUUACAGAGCAUUCAGUAAAGCUUCAAAUUACAUCACUUCCUGCUUUGUAGCGUUUACAGACUGAAGGUUAUAGUGUCGUAGAGGAGGCCUGGGUAAGCCCAAAAUGUCAGCCACAUCCCCACUUUCAUUAAUUAUUUUUAAACUAUGUUUUUACAUACAAAAGUCAUAUAUAUAUAUAUAUAUAUAUAUAUAUAUAUAUAUAUAUAUAUAUAUAUAUAUAUAUAUAUAUAUAUAUAUAUAUAUACCUGACAUUUUCGUGUAUUACAUUUCGGAACAAUCCAGGAUAUUGUGAUAUUUUUGUUGUUGCAGUCAAACAGAUCCGUCCAUAAAUGCAAGUAAUAGUAUUUUUUUUUACCAUUUAAAAAUACAUAAAGAAGCCACACCAGGCAUCCAAUACAUGUACCGAAAUGACAGAGGAUUAUACACACAGGAAGUCAGACUUGUUUCCAUUGUGGACCUCUAUUGCUAGGCAAGUGGCUGCAAUACUCAAUCACACACAAUGUCCACAUAUUUAGAUUUAUGCAAAAAUUAAAGCAAAUUUACACAUCUAACAAAUCAGUCCACUAGCGCAGAGUGGCUUUACACUUGGCUAGGAGGCUAUCUCAACAUUAACCAAGCUUUGAAGGAGUGUUUGAACCUAUGACUAGCAGAAAGUUUAUAUCGUGUCAGACGUGUGUGUGUGGUCUUUAAUGAGUAGCCUAAAUGAGCCUAGUCAAGGCAAAGGUUUGAUUUAACAAUUUCACUGUGAGCAACACAAACUUGAUUAAAUUCCAUAAGUAUUAAAUCAGCAUCAGUACCUGAUGAGUGGAAAGGACGGAACACACUCCAGGAAUAAUUUAAGUGUAUUCUUUAUUUUAAUGAAAAAGCAUAAUGCCAUAAUGGUAAACCAACAGAAAACAUGACUAAUAUAACACAUGACAUUUUAAAGGAAGUAAUUUCAACAAGAAGUGAUAAGAAAUCAUAUUAACCUAAUCUUCUUUUCCAGGUCCCUCUCAGGGAGACAUCUCCAGCUCUGGCCCCCCACCAGCAGCAGAAGAGAGCACUGUGGAGUCCGCUUUACCCUCUAAUGUCACCAUGGAGGAGGUACCCUCCACCUCACCAUCAACACCUUGGCCAGCGCCAACAGUGUCACCCCAACCCAUCACCUCCCGUCCUGCACCAGCUCACUCCAUCCACUCUCAAUCAAUCAAUCAAAUUUAUUUUAUAAAGCCCUUUUUACAUCAGCAGUUGUCACAAAGUGCUUUACAGAUACCCAGCCUAAAACCCCAAAGAGCAAGCUCUGCACCUCAACCCAUCACCUCCUGUCCUGCACCAUCUCACUCCAUCCACUCUGGCUCUCCACCCCAACCCAUCACCUCCUGUCCUGCACCAUCUCACUCCAUCCACUCUGGCUCUGCUCCCCAACCCAUCACCUCCCGUCCUGCACCAGCUCACUCAAUCCACUCUGGCUCUGCUCCCCAUCCCAUCACCUCCUGUCCUGCACCAGCUCACUCCAUCCACUCUGGCUCUCCACCCCAACCCAUCACGUCUGGCUGGACACCACAGGGCCCCCAAGCCAAACUGCUCCAACACAUCCUGGACACACAAACACAACAAAUCCAUGUUACACAGACCUCCCAACACAUCCACCAAGCUCUUUAUGAUUUAUUAGAAAAAGCACAUGAAACACAGAAGGCACACCUGGAUGUGGAGAAGAACCGGCUCCAGCUGGAUAGGGAGCGCUUGAGGGUGGAGACAGAGCGCCUGCAGGUGGAGAGGGAGCGCCUCCAGCUGGAGAAGGAUCGCCUGGGGGAAGUGGAGGCCCGGGAGGUGUUUCGGCAGCUCUCUGUCUCCGGGUCAGUCGCCCUAGAACACCAGACGCCUGUGAGUUCAAGAACUGCCAGUGCCUCCCCCACCCUUCCUCUGGGAACACCAUCAGCCUCCAUGUCCAGUCCCCUCGCAUUAAUAUCACCCACUGCACCACACUUUGAUUUCUUAUUUGCCCCAUUCCCAUUACCGGUUAUCCCAACCCAUUCCACCCAGCCAUCACAAACCAGCCCUGCCCCAACCUCCCCUACCUUAACCAGUUCUGCACCAACCUCCCCUACCUCAACCAUUUCUGCACCAACCUCCCCUACCUUAACCACUCCUGCCCCAACCUCCCCAACCUCAACCAUUUCUGCCCGCUCUCUCAUCCCUCCAACCUCCGGAUCUGUUAAACGGCGAGUCCAGGAGACAGUCAGGCCUUGGCCUGCACCCACUGCUAAGAAUAAAAAACUUCAAUAA
This is a messenger RNA of Coregonus sp. 'balchen', 6108 nucleotides long. The record is from the annotation of a GenBank genome assembly. NCBI's taxonomy places the organism in Eukaryota, Metazoa, Chordata, Actinopteri, Salmoniformes, Salmonidae.